AAAGUCCUCACCUUUCCUGAAAAUGUUUUCCUCUCUCAUUCUGUAGGCGCAAAUCCACCCACCUUGUGGUAUCAAAUCACCGUCUUCCUUCCCAGGCAGAAGUCAGCUUCCAAAAGACACCAAGGAAGGCCUCCCCACCACGUGACCUGGGGGGGGGGGUGCCAAUGUCCUUCCAUGAGGGGGUCAGCAAACGCAUGGUAGCAGCGAGCGAGAAACUCGGGGAGCCCCAGCGAUGCAGAAGACAACCUACUACGACACCUCCACGCUCUUCGGGGGCUACUCCUACCAGGGCGCCAACGGCUUCGGCUACGAAGGCCCUCCGCAGCCUUUCCAGCCUGCGGCCCACGUGGAGAGCGACUACCAGAGGCCCGCCUGCACCCUCCAGUCUCUGGGCAACGCGGCCCCCCUGGCCAAAGCGAAAGACCUGAACGGCAGCUGCAUGCGGCCCAGUUUGCCCCAGGAGCACCACGCGCCCCCGCCCGUCUCGCCACCCUCCAACCCCGUCGCCGCCGCCGCCGCCGCCACCAACAGCAGCAGCAGCAGCAGCAGCAGCAACGGCAGCAAUAAUCACAGCCAGCCUGGGGGGCUCAAAAGUGGCCCCGGCAAAUCCAGCCUGGGCUCUAGUAACGCCGCUCUCACCAAGCAGAUUUUCCCCUGGAUGAAAGAGUCGAGGCAAAACUCCAAGCAGAAAAACAGCUCCCCCAGCGCAGAAAGCUGCAGCGGCGAGAAAAGCCCCCCAGGCUCCUCCUCGGCUUCCAAGAGGGCCCGCACGGCCUACACCAGCGCCCAGCUGGUCGAGCUGGAGAAAGAAUUCCAUUUCAACCGCUACCUGUGCCGGCCCCGCCGGGUGGAGAUGGCCAACCUGUUGAACCUCAGCGAGAGGCAGAUCAAGAUCUGGUUCCAGAACCGCAGGAUGAAAUACAAAAAGGAUCAGAAGUCGAAAGGCUUGGGCUCUUCUUCCGGGGGGCCCUCCCCGACGGGGAGCCCGCCCCAAGCCAUGCAGUCCUCGGCGGGCUUCCUAAACGCCCUGCACCCCAUGACCUCGAACUACGACGCCCCGUCUCCGCCCUCCUUCAACAAACCCCACCAGAAUGCCUACGCCAUGCCCACGGCCUACCAGAACCCCAUCAAAGGCUGCCCCGCCCAACAGAAGUACGCCAACACGGCGCCCGAGUACGACCCGCACGUCUUACAGGGCAACGGGGGAGGCGGGGGCGGCAGCGGGGGCGCUGGGGGCUACGGCCCCGCCAAUAUGCAAGGCAGCCCGGUGUACGUGGGCGGCAACUACGUGGAUUCUAUGGCCAGCUCCGCCCCCUCGCUUUACGGGCUCAACCCCCUGCAACAUCACCAGCCGCCCAGCAUGGAGUACAACGGGGGGCCCCCCAUGGGCCCCAACCAGCACCACGGACCUUGCGAGUCCCAUCCGACCUACACAGACCUUUCCAGCCACCACGCUUCUGCUCAGGGUAGAAUCCAAGAGGCGCCCAAGCUGACCCAUCUGUGAUGAGAGGG
Molecule: messenger RNA, 1512 nt
Organism: Elgaria multicarinata webbii
Lineage: Eukaryota; Metazoa; Chordata; Lepidosauria; Squamata; Anguidae
Gene: HOXB3
Product: homeobox B3
Exons: 3
Coding region: 233-1504 (423 amino acids)
Biological process (GO): anterior/posterior pattern specification; regulation of transcription by RNA polymerase II; embryonic skeletal system morphogenesis
Cellular component (GO): nucleus
Molecular function (GO): RNA polymerase II cis-regulatory region sequence-specific DNA binding; DNA-binding transcription factor activity, RNA polymerase II-specific
Source: RefSeq, a predicted model, not a curated record